UGACGAAAUCUUGAAGCUUCAAUUUGUUAAUCUUAUCGCAUCUUGCCUUUACUCUCUAAACCCAGCUUCUACUUGAUUUCAUAGCUUUGGUCCGGACAUAUUAAUAUUUGGUUCCAUACGUCUGAUGACAAAGCUAGUGAUUGAGCCAUCUGGCUCCUCGAACAUCCCAAAUUGACAUCAUAUACACCCAGCGCAUCAUCUUCAAAAUGCGCGCCACCACAGUAUGUCUAUCCAGAGGCUUCUGGGCCCGAAGUCUCGACGAAUUUAAACGCCUCUCGAAUAUAGCAUUCAACCUCGAAGGCAUAAAAGGCCCCUCCGGCCCCCUCCCCCUCCACGACUUCCACCAAGCCGAGCGCCUCAAAGAAUGCAAAGUAAUGUCCGACGCCGACAUGGGCGGCUUCUCCAAAGCAGCACUCGACCACAUACCCUCCUCCUACGACAACCCAAACGGCCACGCACAUUUCCACGGUAGUAUAUCAACCGCCCUACCCCCGAACCGGCCCGAGAUCCAAAGGUCCGGGUACGCCGGAUGGCGAACACUAGAUAGACCGCCUACGAUCUUCGGCCGCGCGGUCUGGAAUAUCGAUAUGUACACAUACUUGGGUAUGCGUAUAAAAUCGGACGGGCGCGCGUAUUUAGUAAACGUGCAGACGGAAUCCGUGGUCCCGACGGAUUUACACCAGCACCGGUUAUUCGCGAAGAGGCCGGGGGAGUGGGAGACGGUGUAUAUAAAAUGGAACGACUUUGUGCGGACGAACCAUGGUUUUGUGGUCGAGCCGCAGACCGAGAUGUUGCGGCAGAAGGUCAGGUCUAUAGGUGUUGGACUUACGGAUAGAGUGCCCGGGGUGUUUGACCUGUUUGUGGAGAGGAUUUGGGCGACGAAUAAUCCGAGGGAGGGGGAGGGAGAGGAUAAGCACGCGCUGGAGGUCAAGGAGGGGCAGUUGAAGAAUAAACAGGGGAGGCAUAUUAAUUGGAGUGAUAAAUAAAACCUCCUGAGACUGGGAUUUCCCGAGGGUUUACAAAGUUGAGCGACCGGCCAUAUAGAUUGGUCAGAGGAAUGGGUCCCCAAUGCAGUAAAGGGCAUACCAAUGUUAUCGCCAUUAUAGGUGGCUUGGAUGUGAUGAAUGUAAAUAUCAUGGAAUCAUGAAGAUCAUAUAUGACGAAAGGAGGUUUCUAAUCGGCGCCAAAAAGGGGAUUAACCAGGUAAUCCAGCUACGUGGUGUACAAAAUGAAGAACUAAGAAAUUCCCCAUCAAA
Hypoxylon trugodes is the source of this 1256-nucleotide messenger RNA. RefSeq names its product CIA30-domain-containing protein. Gene Ontology annotation, cellular component: mitochondrion. Gene Ontology annotation, biological process: mitochondrial electron transport, NADH to ubiquinone; mitochondrial respiratory chain complex I assembly. The transcript has 2 exons. The record is from RefSeq and is a predicted model, not a curated record. Bases 207 to 986 code for a protein of 259 amino acids. NCBI's taxonomy places the organism in Eukaryota, Fungi, Ascomycota, Sordariomycetes, Xylariales, Hypoxylaceae.